Molecule: messenger RNA, 4256 nt
Organism: Anarrhichthys ocellatus (wolf-eel)
Lineage: Eukaryota; Metazoa; Chordata; Actinopteri; Perciformes; Anarhichadidae
Product: transmembrane protein 266-like
Exons: 11
Coding region: 1606-3252 (548 amino acids)
Cellular component (GO): plasma membrane; dendrite
Molecular function (GO): voltage-gated channel activity
Source: RefSeq, a predicted model, not a curated record
UCAGGUAGUUGGCUAUAUGUUGAAGUUUAGCUUUCCGAUAAAAGCUCCCACUGUGAUUGUUGCAAGAAUGGAUGUUUUUGAGAAAAUUCCAAUGUAUUGAUUUUUGAAAACAUAAUUAGAAAAAAAUGCCCUUUUAGGGUUUGACGAGGAAAGUGAAAUGUAUUUUAAGUUGGUCUUUUGGCUCACAGGACAAAUUUGUUUUGGUGAUGAUGCACUUUUCUACAUGUGUGCCAAAUAAUAGGCUAUCUGUUCUGCUCACGUGCUCAAUAAAAUUCAUUCAAUAUUUGUGAGUUUUCCUAUUUUUCUUCAACUCCACUGUUAAAACCGCAGCAGCAGCUUUAGACCCUGAACACGCAGGGCGUUACGCAGCCCCCCUCGGUUGUAACUACAGGCCUACUACUGUUAAUUCAUACACACCCUGAAAUAUGAGCCUCAGCCUAUAACAUCGCCAGCAGCCCGCGUCCAGGCGUGCUUAAAUAAAGGAAGAGACGCUUGAGAUUGAUUGAUGUGCGGUUUAACCAUCGACUGGCUAAUCCCGGUGAAUGACAAACGGUUAAACCAAUUGCUGUGAAGGCAAUUUAUAUUCCCAUAGUAUCUUUAUUUUGGGAAACCAUAAAAAACCGCUCAUGACACGGAGAGGGACGACCUACCAGGCGUAAAGCUAAUACAAUCAUCUGUGGCGAUAAUCCGCUCUCAAAUUGGCCUCAAUCGGGAACUGAGAAAAUCUACUCUCGGGCUUUUUUUUUUUUUUUUUUUCUAUCUCUCUCUCCCACAACACUCACACACACACACACACACACACACACGUCCACCCCACAGCCAAUAUUUUUAGACUGCUAUGUCGUGACCGGAGCGAUGCAAAUGUCACACGAUUCAUUGGCUACUGUCAGUCUCCGGCACGAAAACGUCAAUGUUUUGAUGGCGUUUGGAUAAUAUUGUGUUCCCCGCCCGCUGCUGUGUGGAAAAGGGGAGAAGGAAGGUUGGAGAGCCGAGGCUUCGUCGGGCUCGCUUCAGCACCUGGACAGCUCCUUUCGCAGGGUUCCCCGCUGCGCUCGCCGGGGAAACCCUCGUGCUGAGGAGCAGAACCUGGAUCUGAGGCGGCACACGCAAAACCCUCACCGCUCCAAAGCCAGGAGAGGAGACUGCACUUAAAAAGGGUCGUGAUUUGCGCAAUCUGAAUGACACUUGAAUGAUGCUAAUAUGAUCUUGACGAGUGACGAUGCUUCUUGCAUUUGAGCUUCAGACCCUCUUUUGGUUUUGCACAGAAAUCCAAGCAGCGCAAGUGGGAGCAGCAGCAGCAGCAGCAGCAGCAGCAGCAGCAGUGCUCGUCCAAUGCAAAAGUGCUAAGGAUAGCUGCAGCCUACACACACUGCGAGCCUGCUGCUGCUUCACUUACUCUGAUCAUCACCGAGGGAGACAUUACUAUCAGCAAGGGGGCAGCGGGAGGCACGAUUACGCGUCAACAAUGUAAAUCUCACACAGGUUCCACAUGAAAGCAGCGUCUAUCAGGUGAAAAGGUGAACUGCAGCACUUAAACAGACAGAACUGAGUGGAAACCUUGUGACAACCAUCUCCACAUCUCUCCCCUCUCCAUCAGCCACCAUCAUGGCAAACGCUGAGGAAGUGGAGCAGGCCGGUCUGUCGGACUUAGAGAUCAUCUCCCAGCCAGUGGAGAAUGAGAACCAGUACUUGGCUCCUCCGGUCCAGCUGGUGAGUUUUGGCUACAGAGAUCUGCCCCUCGCAGCUCUUGACCUCUCGCUGGCUGGCUCGCAGCUCCUCUCCAACGCAGAUGAAGAUGAAAACAGGGAAGGGUCCAACUGGCUGAAGCCCUGUUGCGGUCGCCGGGUGGCCCUGUGGCAAGUCUGUCUGCUCAGCGCUGGCUUCAACUGUAUCCUGGUGGCCUGUGUCAUCCUGGUGGUGCUUUUCCUGUCUUUGGAGCUGCUGAUAGACACCAAACUCCUACAAUUUUCCAAUGCUUUCCAAUUUGCCAGCAUUAUCCACUGGAUCAGCCUUAUCAUCUUGUCACUCUUCUUUUCAGAGACUGUCUUCAGAAUUGUCGUGCUCGGGAUCUGGGACUACAUAGAGAACAAAGUUGAGGUGUUUGAUGGUGCUGUCAUCGUGCUGUCCCUGGCCCCCAUGGUGGCCUCCACGGUGGCCAACGGGCCCAGCAGCCCCUGGGAUGCCAUCAGCCUCAUCAUCACUCUACGCAUCUGGAGGGUCAAGAGGAUCAUUGACGCUUAUGUGCUACAAGUCAAAGUUGAGAUGGAAUUGGAUAUUCAGCAGUGUGAGAAGACCAAGGCUGUGAGAGAGGAGCAGCUGGAGCGUCUCACUCAGAUCUGCCAGGAACAGGCUUUUGAGAUCAGACAGCUGAGGGCCCAUCUGGCCCAGCAGGACCUGGACCUUGCGGCGGAACGUGAAGCAGCCAUGCAGAUCCAUCACGUAUGGGGAAAACAGGGCAGGAGUUUUCAGGUCGUAGAAGGCUUGACUCCCGGGGAGUCUGACGAUGAGGGCGGCCAGAGAAACCCCAGGGAGCCUCAUGUCAGUGCAGAUCCAGUUGUGCGUGAUGACAUGAACAACUACAUCAGCCAAUACUACAGUGAAGCAAGCAGUGAUGCUGGAGCUUCUGGCUUGGGUGCCCGGGUUAUCACCAUGGCUGCCAUCGAUGUUCACCUCCCCAACAAUCCAAAUCCCAUUCAGUCAAACCCGAUGCUUGCAAUUGAGCGGCUGGGCAGCGUGGUCAGUGACGCCUCAACCAGCAUAUCACGGUCCAGUGGUAGCCUGACGGCUCGCCCACUCAGCCUGAGUAGCCACACCCCGGCUUCAUCUAUGACAGACUGCAGCAGCAGCACAGCUCAGGACCUCAGUCUGAGCUACGGCACCCAUCGCUGCUGUCCUCCAUCCUUCUCGGGCCAGGACCCCUGCAGGGACCCCAGCAUGGUGGUGCAGGAGCUGCUCUGCUCCCUCUCUGAGGACUCCUGCCUUGCUCAAAAGGGCCUGGUAGUGGACCCUGUCAACCUUAAACUUCCCAGUCCUACUGGCUCAGAAAAGGCCAGCCCUGAGCUGGACAACAGAAUAAACAUCUUCAACCGCAGAAACCAAGAGGAGAGACGAGGCAGGGGAAGGGGUUGUGUGCUGUUGCAGACUAAGCCACUGAUCCACCUGCAGAGCAGCACCACUGAGCCAUCCCUGGAGGAGAAGUACCGGCUCCUGGGACCAGCUGACACACCUCUGGGGCACAUGCCUGAUACAUAAGCUGCAUUUACACAGAAACGGAAGUCUUUUCCUUUCUUUUACUGCCACCUUGUUUGGCAUAUAUCUGAAAUCUUGUGGCAGGUCAAAGCUCAUGAGAAGCACAUACGAUUUUAAAAUUGGAUUUUUCUGUCGCUGUGUAAUUCCAAUCUUAGCCCAUCCAGAGGAAGCUUAAGCAUUUAGCUUCGAGCUAACACUGAUGCUCCUUAACUUCACGUGUUCAGAAGUCAAUAGUUGAAAUGACAAUAAGAACUCUUAGGCCCUUUGCCAUAAUGUCCAACUUCCCAUGUUCCUCCUUGAUGGAUUUUUGAAAUCAGAAAUUCCCUGAUAUAGCACAACAAAGACUAUAACAUCCCAGUAAGGGCGGGCAGGCUAAUGUGCUCUGGUACACAUUGUUCAUCAGGAAUUCUCACUUUGAAUAGGUCCUAAAUGCACUGAACUUUAAAUGAAUUAAAACCAGCAAGGGGCCAUUCAAGCCUAUACUGAACAAAAACUUUAAUUCUGAACCGUGUUGCAAACCAAGACACUGUUCUCUGUUCUUGGAAUUUCAAGCACUUAAAGAGAUUUUUUUUCUAUUGUAUUUUUCUUGUUAUUUUGUUCAAACUUUGUUCAAACAGCUACAGGGUACAUACGACUGGUUUAACUAUACAAACAGCCAAUUAUUAUUAUUUUUUUAACCUAUGCCUUUCUAUCACCUUUAUGUUUGAUUUGAAACAAUGGACCAUCAUCAGUAGUUAUUGAAUAGCAUUUUUGUUUAAUUGUUCAAAAAACAUCAGUAGGGUAUAUUUGUGUGGUUGAAAUGAAAAGGCAAGUGACUGGAUUCUUUACAUGAAACCAGAUUGGAGUGCUUGUAGCAUGAAAGACAUGUGCCCAAAAUGGCAAGCAAAUUCUUUGCACUUUAAUGUUUACAGACACUUUUGUGAACUUGAUAUGGAGGAAGUUAUUGCCAAAUGCAGGUGUUGUCAUUUGAAUGAAAAUAGCAAAAAUAAAAAUUAGUAUUUCCUUAA